AUGGUAACAAAUUGCAGAGUGUUAAGGGGAAAUUACGUAAGCAAGAUGAAACGGCUGGAAACUGAGUCCAACGGUGAUAUCAGUGCAUGCAAGAUUACUGAACAAACAUUUUGAUGGUUGAUGAAGGGAAGAAAUCUUGCAGAGAGGGAAAAGAAUGAGACCAUUUCCCACAAUGGCUGCAACGGAAAUUAUAAGAUCAAUGACGAAAUAAACAUAAUAAGACUUCGAUCACAUACGCCCGUAAAGCAACGAAAUUGAUCAAUUCUUGUUUGGUUUGUAUUUUCCGUCAGGUUCUCCAUGUUAUUUUAUAGCAGUUACCACUCUUUCACCGCUAAAGGCGUUGAGAACUCUCCUCUUGAACACCACACUGAACAUCCAAAGAACAAAUUUAGUUUCCAAAAUGAGCAGGUGGUGAUAUCUAAGUCUCUCUAGCCAUGUAAGACUUUCGACUGCAGAAGGGGGGUUUUCUAUAUUCAAGAAAAACAAAGUUGAAGCGUUUUCGGUCAAUAUCAUUUUGUUUUCUUUUCCUAUGGUGAUUUUCCAAUAUUUUAUGUGGCUUAUUUUUUCAUUUUUGCUUCAAAAGAAGCAUGGAGGUAAUUGUUUGUAUUCAGCUGGCUGUUUGCGGUGGUAACACUGUUUUUCCGCACACCACAGCCUACUCGUUUCAAAGCAAAUUUCAUUAAUUUUGAAGUUGUGUUUUCUCUUCAGUUCCUAAUCGAAUUCAUUUAGAGGAAAAAGUGAAAUCGAGCUAAGAUUUUCACGUGUAUUUUUCAGCCUUGCGCUUAUGUUUUUCGCCAAGUUAAAGAUUACCUCUACUCACUAACAUAUUUUGACGUACCAGCAAAUUGGCUCUCGCUAAUAAGUUCUGAAUUUAGGGAACACACGCGCGGCAAAGUAAUCAAUUUUUCUGUUAUGAAUAAACGGAAACUAGCAUACGGUAACCAGUUUACGUCCUAAACUCAGCUGAUAACAUUAAAUUAAAUUUGAAUCUCUUUCUUUAGUGCUGGAAGUUCAGAGAAGUGAGAAUUGCAGUAAAGAAGACAAUCAGAGCGUUUUGUUGUGGUUUGUAGUUCAAGAAUUCCUUUAUUUAUGAGAAUGGACCACGAUGUUCCUCAACAUUAGUAUAUUAUGUAUUUUUUUUCAUCUAAAAAGCAUUUGCUUAUCAUAAAGGAACCACAGAUAUGUUACCUUAAAACAAAAUGAGCAUGGCUAAGAAGGGCAAAGACACACAUGAGUCAGGAACUGAAAAGAAAACCUGACUUGCUAAGGAAGCUCUACAAAUUAUCGGCGAAAAAUAAUUCACAGAUUCUGUCAUUUAGUAUGUUAAAUAAAUGUGGCACCCCGCUCACUAAACAUGAUGAAAAUUCGAAGAAUAUGAAUAAAACACGAAAGAGUUCAAAACAAGUCUAAUUAUAGCUGUGACAUUUGUCGUCGGAAAAUCAGACCACAGGAGGAAUUUUUUAUCCAAUAGAAACUGUUAAAAUUCUCAACAAAACAAUAAUACUCUUAUAUCGAUUACGGAUCGCCCAAUAAACGUUCAUUUGCUGCUAAAAGAGGGAAAGACAGAGCCCCAAGUCUGAACGUGAGCGCCAAUGGCGACCCUCACAAGCCAGUUAUCUUCACAAUUACCAAUUGGAGUAGUAGCAUUUCUCCUCGCUUUCAACAUUGUCCUCUCCUUCACUGCAUCUCUUGGUAAUGCUCUGCUUCUAUUAACAUUUUAGAAAGUGUCCUCUUUGCAUCCCACUGCAAAGGUCUUGUUUGAAUGUCUAGCCGCUACCGAUCUUUGUGUGGGUCUUUUUUCACAACCUCUGUUCGUGACUGUGUUAUUUCUUUACAUUAAUCUUGGUAACACCGACAUAGAUAUUUUGUAUUACCUCGAAGAGGUUGUUUGUAUAUCCAACUAUGUUGUGUUUGGAGUGCCUGUACUGAUAUCAACAGCCAUCAGUGUUGACAGACUUCUUGUUCUGUUAUUGAGGCUGAGAUAUAUACACUAG
Pocillopora meandrina is the source of this 1994-nucleotide messenger RNA. NCBI's taxonomy places the organism in Eukaryota, Metazoa, Cnidaria, Anthozoa, Scleractinia, Pocilloporidae. The record is from the annotation of a GenBank genome assembly.